AUGGCGCGUCAUGAUACCACUUUUGACAUGCAGAUCAAGCUGCUGAUGAUUGGAGAUAGUGGUGUGGGCAAAACGUGUUUGCUGCUGCGAUAUGCGAACGACUCGUUCUCCCCGACGUUUAUCACGACAAUUGGCAUUGACUUCAAGAUCAAGAACAUUGAGGUGGACAGUAAGAAAGUCAAGUUGCAGAUCUGGGACACUGCUGGCCAGGAGCGCUUUCGCACCAUUACGACGUCGUACUUUCGUGGUGCGCAGGGUAUCUUGUUGGUCUACGACGUGACAGAUCGUGCAUCUUUCCAGAGUAUCCGAAACUGGGUAGGACAGAUUCAGCAGCAUGCCGACGUGCACGUGAACAAAAUCCUCAUUGGCAAUAAGUGCGAUAUGAUGGACGACAAGAUCGUUAGCACGGAAGAGGGUCAGGCAUUAGCGGACGAAUACGGUGUCAAGUUUUUCGAAACGAGUGCGAAGAACAAUAUUAAUGUCGAAGGCGGCUUCAUUGAGAUUGCACGCGAAGUAAAGAACAGGCUCAUGGAGGAAGGGGGACCGCAUAAGAAGGAAAACGUCAACCUCAGCGCAAAACCAGCACCCGUGAAGAAGGGCUGUUGCUAA
This is a messenger RNA of Peronospora matthiolae, 609 nucleotides long. NCBI's taxonomy places the organism in Eukaryota, Oomycota, Peronosporomycetes, Peronosporales, Peronosporaceae. The record is from the annotation of a GenBank genome assembly.